Molecule: messenger RNA, 1818 nt
Organism: Acanthaster planci (crown-of-thorns starfish)
Lineage: Eukaryota; Metazoa; Echinodermata; Asteroidea; Valvatida; Acanthasteridae
Cellular component (GO): membrane
Source: RefSeq, a predicted model, not a curated record
GCUGAGCGACCGUCGAACACUUGCGUUAUGAUGUCCCAUGGAUGUCGCAGGGACUCGAGAUUAUCGGUUGGGCCUUUUGUCCCCCGUUUAUGGAGUUCUUCAAUCAUCUACCAACCACAUUCUUGUGGGUCAAAAGAGUUUGUGCGACCAGGGCUGGAUUUUCCAUGAGGGGUCGUGCUACUGGGGGAGCGAGGCUGAGGUUACCGUGGAAUAUGUGCAAGCUGCUGCCAUCUGCCACCAGUCGGCAUCUCAUUUGGCAAGCAUUCUGACGUCAUCCGAGAACGACUUUGUCCGGACAGCGUUCCCCAACCUCUCUAAAAUCUGGCUCGGUGCCCACAAUGGCGGCGAGCAGCCUGGUACAUAUCGCAAGUCUCUGCUGUGGUCGGAUGGAAGCUUCCCUGCUUUCCGGGCCUCGGUGCUACUGAACGCCGUGCCGAACGCUGACUCACUUCAAUGCCUGGCAAUGCACGAAGAGGGCGAAUGGCUUGUAAAGCCGCCCACCAAGAAGAAAAGCGUUGUUUGUAAGAAGUACCCACACUUCUCCCAGCAAUUUGGCACGGGGGAGGGCGCUGUUCACCUGACUCACAUGGACUGUCAAGGCUGCGAGGACCACCUGAACCAGUGCAGACACGGCAGCUGGCAUGACGUCACUUCCUGUAGCCAGGCCAAAGCAGUGGGCUUGAAAUGUUCGGUCGUCUGCCCCACCUACGAGACAAACGCAGUGACCGAUGCUCGCUUUCCAUUCAAGCCCCUUAACCCCUCAUCGCUCCGGGUGGAUUUCACCGUUCAGACGGCUGGGACGAUCCGACUCAUCCUGUCAAGAGACGAGUCUCUUGCCGGAGCCGUCUACUCCAUAGUUCUGUCGACAACCUCGACAAGCGGUAUCUAUCAUCACGCCAGCGCCUCCUGGCACGACGAGCAGGGCAUCGUGGACGUCCUCAACGCCGACGCGGAACGGGGAAUCUGGGUCACCAAGGCUGAUGCCACCCUCCGGGUGGGGCGGGCGACGGAGAGCGGCCCGCUGCUGGAGUGGACGGACGACCUAUCGGAGAGCGGACCGCCCGACCUGCACGUCGGGUUCAGUUCACGGCAGCCGGCGACGUGGCAGUUCGGCUCAUUCUGCGGAGAGGAAGCCGUACGGAGUGUGUAGUGUUGGAUAUACCCGGUGCACUUCGUACAGGCCUACAGCCCGGUUAUUGCUUCAAUAACUGUAGCUAAAAGCAUCUUGUAAAGCCUUAAUUAACAGUUGAAGUCAGGUUGACUAUCUUUCUUGAGCACCCCUGCCCUCAUCGGUUGAAACGAGCCAUGCUGAUGGUGGGGGGUGUUCUUUUUGUUUUUCAUAGUAUGAACCAGCGAAGUGUAGUUCUUCCCAAUGGAAGCUCUGUUGCUAAGAAAAUUGCGCCCUCUGUUGGUCCACCUCUGGGUGGAGUACUUGCCUCGUUUUGCCUUCCACCAACGCAACCCGGGCUUGAUUCCAAGUGUGUACUUUGCGAUCGACCAUUUUUCUGGAAAUUCAUUUUCUUUACAACCUGUAAAACUGUAAAACCUGUCGUGUUAAUUUAACACCCUGGGAGUCAUAAGAGUAAUGGGUGUACUAUGAUAACACCAUGGCAUUAAAUUAACACAAAUUUAACUCCACAGUUUUUGCAAUGCAACGUCUCUCUCUGAAUGCCCCGUUCAGUUUCUUCCAACUUCCCACUUAUUAUGUGAUAUAAAUGUUUAAAGUUUCGAACAAUUCGUUAAUAUUUCUUGAAGAAAGAGUAGAUAUGAAUAAACUUGAAAACAAACUGAGCAUAUAUCACUGCAUGCAAACCUUAA